UUCGUUGCUUUGAUAAAGGUUGCAAAGGGAUCGCUGCGUUUGUGUCCGCAGAAAGGAGCAGAAGCAAACGUCAACCGGGACCUGCCUUUCUGCACCGCCGCGCUGUCUUUUGUUAAGAGUUUUCUGAGGCUGUUUUGUGUUUUUUUUGAUGUGUGUGUUCUGUCUCGAUCUGAAUUAUUCGGGCGCCGGGGAUCUGAGGAAAUUGGCUAAAAGAAAAGCCCAGAGCCGGAAUGGCAAGAUGAGCUGUGCCAUGUUCUUCUUACUCGGCUUUUAGCUUUUAACCCUUGCAGUGCUUGCCAGUGGAAAACGUCUCCUGGCCAGCGAGCACCAGGAACUGGAUGUAGCAGCCGGGUCGCCGCUGCGGUCUAUUGUCGGGUGUCGUAGUUAUGCAAAUGGAAGGAAAUGAUAUUGGCAUCUCAAAAAACUUGAUCUUGGAUUGAUGGGAAUAUGGAAGGAAUUUAGGAAAUUAUAAUUCACAGAUUUCUUACAGUUAAUGCAUUUUCCAGCAACUCUAGUUCUGCAAAUACAGGCCUGGUGGUUUCUAUUCGUGUGAGGGACGGUAUGAAUUACAGAGAAAUUAUGCAUUCAGUUGGCUGCAGUAACACUGGCUGCUGUCAGUCUGAGAAGGAGGUGACCCUCAGUGCUGAUGAUGUGAGUAGCGAUGACCAGUUUGACUUGUGUUCUUCUCAACCGGACAAACUUUAUGGAAACAGCUACAAGCCAAUAAGCUGUGUAAAGCAAGAGUCGCUGGAGGAACCGAAUGCACAAAUGGGUGUUGGAAGAAACGCAGAAGCCCAGGAUGAUAUGAAACGAAGGAAAAACAUUUUCCGAGCGGGGAAACGAGGAAGACCAUCAGGGACGACAAAAGCUGCUGGGUACAGAACCAGUACAGGCCGACCUUUGGGAACAACAAAGGCAGCUGGGUUCAAGACCAGCCCGGGCAGGCCCUUGGGCACUACCAAGGCAGCAGGAUACCGGGUCAGCCCAGGAAGGCCGCCAGUAUUUAACAGGCAAAAGCAAGAUCGAAGGAAAACUCAACAGCCAGAGAGUUGAGCACUGUACUUAACGCUUCUACAUAAUCACAAUUGGACAUACAAAAGAGUUGAUUGACAACUACGUGAAUCGUUCAUAGAAAGGCAGGUUUUCACAUUUAUUAAACGUACUACUGUAAUGAUAACACUGGUUUCAUCAGAAGUAUUCCAUGUAUGCGUCUUUAAAGUUUAAUUACAUAAUUGUAGCAUCCGUUGUAGCUGACUAUUGUCACUAAUCCAACACUUGAGAUAUCAUCUACUGUCAAGAAUAUACCUCGGACUGGUUUUGCAUAUCCAGCAUUCGCAUUUCCUGAACUGGAAUGCUAGUUGUCUGUUUCAUAAUAAAACCAUUUUUUUUCCAGAAACCUUUGCAGAUGAUUUUUUAAAUGGACUUAAAAGUGAACUGUAUCCAAAGCUGAUACAGUAAUUGUUUCAAAACUGUACAUGUAUUGAUGCUUAGAGCUACACUGCUGUUUGAAAGAAUACCCUUGCUCAAUAUUUUAAGUUGGCAAACAGAUGAUCUUUCAUAGAUGCUGCAUUUUAUGGACACUAAUGUCUACCACCAGAUACUGCUACAAGUCCAGGAGAUCACUAAUCUUGAACAAUCCUCAACUGUAGGGGUGCCUCUGUUUUAAACACAUCUGUUACAUGUUAACAAAACUGCAUGCUUCAGGUUUGUUGUUACUUGUGAUGCUGUAUUGUAUAUACAAUUGCUGCAUCAAAAUGCUUGUAUGUAACGGACAAAGUUUGUACUGUUGUUGUAUGAUAAAGCUGUUCUAUAUUUUGCGCAUGUUAUUUUAGGUGGGAAAUUUACUUUCAAGGAUCUUUUGUUUAUGGUUUAGUGGGUAAAUGGAUCACAUGGCACAGUUAUAGACUAGGACAAUGUCCAAAAUGGUCCUUGCUCUUUGCUAAAUUUCCUCAUUUCAGUAGAGGUACGGACAUGAUUGUGUUUCACUAUGAUAUUCUCGGUCACUAAUUCUCCAGUUGACAAUUUGUCUAAGCAGGCUUUGGAAGUGGAAUGUGAAUAAUGGAUGGGGGAAAAAAAAGUGUGGUCACUUAGAGUAGUAGCAUUUUACACCAAAGAAAGUAGCUUGUUAUCCCUCUGCUGGAUCCCACAAGAUUAUUUUUUUUAAUAUCUUGACCUUGACUAUCACAUGCAGUAUUUACUCUCAACUGAGAAAAUUGCUGUUCUACCAUGGGCAAUUCUAUUAAGUAUAGAAAUGCCCCUUAUGUGUGAAAAUAAGGAGCAUAUUAAGGAACGUAAAUUCUUUUCUAAAGUUGUUAUGUCUGGAAGAGUCUAAAUUUGGAAAAUUUCUGAUUCGUUUUUCCUAACUUUCUCAAAUGCAGAUUUAAAUCUGUUAUGGAAUAUCAAAUCAAAAUUCUAUUCUGAAUGACCUAAAAUGAUAUUUUGAAAGGUUCCCUAUUUUUACAUAGGUCAUCUUGAUAGUGACUAAACUACAGUUGUCAAUGAAUCUGAACCAUGUACUGCAUGGAGAGGCCCUAGUUAAUCAAUGUGUUGUUACUGUCUCCUUCAUCUCCAUGCAGUAAAAUUGCGUCUCAGUAAUAGCCUGGUUUUGAGACUGAGGAAGAAACACUUCUAAGGCUGUCAUCCACUGGCCCUGCUCACCUCCACAAAGCCUGUGCUACUGUUGAGUAAUAUUCUCAUGUGCUUGGCACUUGUGCCCAAUUUCUCACCAUGCCAUUCAAUAAUUGGCUGAAAUUGUUUUCUGUCCUUGAAGUACUUGAAUUUUAGUUUCUGAUUUUUAUUUUAGGUGAUUAUAUCCUGUCCUCAAAAUUAAUUGUGGGAAAACCUAUCUGUUGUGAUUUUGUCAGGGAUUGUAGCAAGGAAGAGGACUUUUGUUGCACAUGUAAAGGGAAAUUAAUAUAUCUGCUUGCUUUCUCAAUGACACAGAAACACUUAGUUUGUUACGGGGGAAGUUGUUUUGGCAAAUACAUUUUUGGUCAAAGUGGAGGACUUAUCAUUUACUGGACCACAUACACGAUGUUCCUUGACUGACAUAUUUGAAAAAGAAGUGGACAGAAAUGUAGAUCUGCCAAGGGUAGUCAUUUUUUCUGUCUGAGUAUAAAAGUUCAUAUCUGCUGGAACUAAUGCUGAUAGAAAAUCAAUUUAUUUUAAAAUUUAUUUUGUUAUGCAAUAUUAUUUUAAAAUAUUAGUUUGCCUUAGUGUAUAUAAAAUUGAAACAACUUGCUGAAUUACUUCCAAAGUUCUACUUUUCCUCGAUAAUCUACUUUCCUUCUCUUCAGGAGAGUAGACAGCUAGUUAGUGCUGCAGCUGUUACUAUUUGCUGUUUGUAGUACUUACAUUUGCUGCUGAUUGCAAGAGUUCAGUAUCAAUUUCUUUUCCUUUCAGAAGUGGAACCCUGCUUCUAAUGUGCAGGGGGUUCCAGUAGCAGUUACUAUUGCAGACCAACAACUAUCUACAAUGGAUAUCUUGUGAUAUCUUAAGUGUUGAAAUGCAUCAAGGCAUUGCAGCAAUUUGGCAAGAAUCACCUGUCUCUGCAGACAAAAAAUCCACCAUGCUUCCUUGUUUUCAUGGAUAAUAUUUAAAUGUUAUGGCAUUAAGAAUUUUUUGAUUAUAAAGUAGAAAUUACUUUUCUAUUAACAAUUCUUGAGAUGAGAAACUGGUGAAACAACAAUUAUAGUAGUCACGUUUUUGGUUAGUUCUAAAGUGAUCUACUUAGGAAAUCAGUUUUCUGUGCUUUACGGCCAAAGUAUAUUUUUUUAGGCUUUUUGAUCUAAAAGUUAGUUCUAAUUAAACAUUACUGGUCUCUGAAUAACAGAGAAAGUUGUGUUUUAUUAUCCCCCUCGCUUGAAUCUUUAAAUAAAGGACUGUAUUAAAAUCAUAAGUGGUACAUUAUAGUUUUUCAUUUAAAAUGUAGCCUUCUUAAAGAAUCUCAAAUUGCAUUCUUGUCUUGAAUUCACAUUCAACUAAUUAUUUUUGUAGGCAAUCCACUGCUUUCUUUUUCUGUAUCCACAUCCAAAUAAAAUUUUA
Molecule: messenger RNA, 4044 nt
Organism: Pristis pectinata (smalltooth sawfish)
Lineage: Eukaryota; Metazoa; Chordata; Chondrichthyes; Rhinopristiformes; Pristidae
Product: UPF0461 protein C5orf24 homolog
Exons: 5
Coding region: 562-1053 (163 amino acids)
Source: RefSeq, a predicted model, not a curated record